GAGCCGAGGCCGAGGCCGGCCGAGCGGCCCGCGCGUCCGCCCCCGCCCCGCAGUCUGGUCCCGCGCGUCGGGCGGGUCCGCGGCGCUCACGCUCUCCCCCCGCGGUCGCCUGCCCGCUCGCUCCGUGUCGGGGGCGGGGGUGCAGGCAUCGGGACAGGAUGCGGGGGGGCCCGCGCCCCGCCCCUCGCGGUGGGCCGGGCGGCUUCCUGCCGGGCACGGCCGGGGACUGCGGCCUGAGCGCCAGCCUGUCGGCCUGGACGCUGCUCCACGAGGGGGCGGUGGAGCCCAUGCAGAUUGACGUGGACCCGCAGGAGGACCCGCAGAACGCGCCCGAUGUCAACUACGUGGUGGAGAACCCCACCCUGGACCUGGAGCAGUACGCCGCCAGCUACAGCGGCCUGAUGCGCAUCGAGCGGCUGCAGUUCAUCGCUGACCACUGCCCCCCGCUGCGGGUGGAGGCCCUGAAGAUGGCCCUGUCCUUCGUGCAGAGGACCUUCAACGUGGACGUGUACGAGGAGAUCCACCGGAAGCUCUCGGAGGCCACCAGGGACCUGCAGAGCGCCCCGGACGCCAUCCCCGAGAGUGGGGUGGAGCCCCCGCCCCUGGACACGGCCUGGGUGGAGGCCACGCGGAAGAAGGCCCUGCUGAAGCUGGAGAAGCUGGACACGGACCUGAAGAACUACAAGGGCAACUCCAUCAAGGAGAGCAUCAGGCGCGGCCACGACGACCUGGGCGACCACUACCUCGACUGUGGGGACCUCAGCAACGCCCUCAAGUGUUACUCCCGGGCCCGGGACUACUGCACGAGCGCCAAGCACGUCAUCAACAUGUGCCUCAACGUCAUCAAGGUCAGCGUCUACUUGCAGAAUUGGUCUCACGUGCUGAGCUACGUCAGCAAGGCCGAGUCCACUCCCGAGAUUGCAGAGCGAGGGGAGCGGGACAGCCAGACCCAGGCCAUCCUCACCAAGCUGAAGUGUGCUGCAGGGCUGGCGGAGCUGGCUGCGCGCAAGUACAAGCAGGCGGCCAAGUGCUUCCUGCUGGCCUCCUUCGACCACUGCGACUUCCCGGAGCUGCUGUCUCCCAGCAACGUGGCCGUGUACGGCGGCCUUUGCGCCUUGGCCACCUUCGACCGGCAGGAGCUGCAGCGCAACGUCAUCUCCAGCAGCUCUUUCAAGCUGUUCCUGGAGCUGGAGCCCCAGGUCCGGGACAUCAUCUUCAAGUUCUACGAGUCCAAGUAUGCCUCGUGCCUGAAGAUGCUGGACGAGAUGAAGGACAACCUGCUCUUGGACAUGUACCUGGCCCCCCACGUCAGGACCCUGUACACCCAGAUCCGCAACCGCGCCCUCAUCCAGUAUUUCAGCCCCUACGUGUCGGCCGACAUGCGCCGGAUGGCCACCGCCUUCAACACCACGGUGGCUGCGCUGGAGGACGAGCUGACACAGCUCAUCCUGGAGGGGCUCAUCAACGCCCGCAUUGACUCCCACAGCAAGAUCCUGUACGCGCGCGACGUGGACCAGCGCAGCACCACCUUUGAGAAGUCCCUGCUCAUGGGCAAGGAGUUCCAGCGCCGUGCCAAAGCCAUGAUCCUGCGGGCAGCCGUGCUGCGCAACCAGAUCCACGUCAAGUCCCCUCCCCGGGAAGGGAGCCAGGGGGAGCUGACGCCGGCCAACAGCCAGUCCCGGAUGAGCACCAACAUGUGAGGGUGCCUGCCGGGCCCUCCAGGAGGAUCUGCACACCCUACCCCCAGCUCCCAGCACUUCUGGAGGAGCCGCUGGGUUCCCGCCCUCGGCCCCCUGCCUGGACGCCUGUGUGACCCCAUCUCCGCUUGCCCCACGGAGGAGGGGUGUCUGGAAGGCGAGGCCUCGGCCUCCUGCUCUCACACGUGGGGUUGCAGGUAGUUGUGAACCUUAGUCCAUUAAAAGCAGCCUCCCCUGAA
Molecule: messenger RNA, 1936 nt
Organism: Myotis myotis
Lineage: Eukaryota; Metazoa; Chordata; Mammalia; Chiroptera; Vespertilionidae
Gene: GPS1
Product: G protein pathway suppressor 1
Exons: 14
Coding region: 159-1700 (513 amino acids)
Cellular component (GO): COP9 signalosome
Source: RefSeq, a predicted model, not a curated record